CUGGUGCAUGGCGUAAUCGAAGGCGAGACCCGCGUCCUCGCCGCCUCCAUGACCAUGGAGGAGAUCUUCAAGGGGACCGCCAAUCAGGUCCAGCACGAGCUCAACCAGUUCGACCUCUACAUCUACAACGCCAACGUCAAGCAGCUCGUCGACGUCCGCGGCCACGAGUGCUUCUCUUACCUAGGUCAGAAGACGCAGAUGGAGGCCGCCAAUCAGGCCAAGGUCGACGUCGCCGAGGCCAGGAUGAAGGGGGGAAUUGGGGCUAAGGACCGCGACGGGCUCACGAAGCAGAACGCGGCCAAGAUCGACGCGGAGACGAAGAUUAUUGCGAUUCAGAGGGAGGGGGAAGGUAAGAAGGAGGAGAUCAAUGUGAAGGCCAAGGUCAAGAUCUACGAGAAUCUGAGGGAGGCAGAGGUCGCCGAGGCGAACGCCGAGUUGGCUCAGAAGAAGGCCGUGAACUCUCAUCGCCAUCACCGAAAACCUUCGCCUCAUAGUAAAAUCAAAGCUUCCUCCUACCCCAAUUCGAUCCCCAUGGCGGCGACAAUCACCUCGACCUUCAAAACCCCAUUCCUCGACACCAAAUCGUCCUUCAAUGGCGCUCCGAUCCCGGCCUCCAUCGCCCGCUUCACAACCAUGAAACCCGCCUCUGCAGGCGUCUCCAUGUCCAUGUCCAGCCCGCCGCCUUACGACCUGAACUCCUUCAAGUUCGCGCCGAUCAAGGAAUCCAUCGUCUCCCGCGAAAUGACCCGCCGAUACAUGACCGACAUGCUCACCUACGCCGACACCGACGUCGUCAUCGUCGGCGCCGGAUCCGCCGGGCUCUCCUGCGCGUACGAGCUCAGCAAGAACCCCGACAUCCGGAUCGCCAUCAUCGAGCAGUCCGUCAGCCCCGGCGGCGGCGCGUGGCUCGGCGGCCAGUUGUUCUCCGCCAUGGUCGUCCGCAAGCCCGCACACCUCUUCCUCAACGAGAUCGGCGUCGACUACGACGAGCAGGACGACUACGUCGUCAUCAAGCACGCGGCGCUGUUCACCUCGACGAUCAUGAGCAAGCUGCUGGCACGGCCGAACGUGAAGCUGUUCAACGCCGUUGCGGCGGAGGAUCUGAUCGUGAAGGGAGGCAGAGUAGGCGGCGUGGUGACGAACUGGGCGUUGGUGUCGAUGAACCACGACACACAGUCGUGUAUGGACCCGAACGUGAUGGAGGCGAAAGUGGUGGUGAGCUCGUGCGGCCACGACGGGCCGUUCGGAGCCACGGGAGUGAAGAGGCUGAUGGACAUCGGGAUGAUCGACAAGGUUCCGGGGAUGAAGGCGCUCGACAUGAACGCGGCCGAGGAUGCGAUCGUUAGGCUGACGAGGGAAGUUGUCCCCGGGAUGAUUGUUACGGGGAUGGAAGUUGCUGAGAUCGAUGGGGCUCCCAGAAUGGGACCAACAUUUGGAGCGAUGAUGAUCUCCGGCCAGAAGGCGGCUCAUUUGGCACUGAAGGCGCUUGGAGAAGCAAAUGCGUUGGACGGUGGAGUCAACGGGAAGGUGAAGCAGCCGGAGUUUGUUAUCGCUGAUGCAGAAACUGCCGGAGAGACCGUGGAUGCUUAAUUGUAAUUAUGUAAGAGAUAAAUCAGCUAAGUGCUGAGUUACUAAUAAUAAGAGGAGGAGGAGAAGGGGAGAAGAAGAGCUAGUGUGUGAAUUAGGUGUUUGCUAGUUGCUUUGGGUGUUUUUUCCUUUGGCUGUUUGGAACUUGGAAGAGUGGGUUACAAGUUUUAGUUGACUUGGGGAAGUGCUAGUCCGUGUUUAAUCUGGAUUCCAGUCUUAAGUGCUUCUUGUGUGAGCCAUUUCGGUCCAAUCAAUGACACCAACUUAUGGGCUUCAAGCUUACCUAUACAUAUGGGCCGAAUGCUUGAAGAAAUGUCGCGGUGGGCUAUGAUUCUAACUUGGACUUUUAAUCUCCUGCAUGGAUUCAUCAAAUUAUCCCUUAAUUCCCUCUGACUUCUCUAGAACGGCCAAUACUACGGUGCCGCAAUAAAAAGUGCGGCACCGAUGACGCUUCUUGUUAUUGGUCCACGUCAAGUGUGACAUGGCAUGGGUGGAUUCAUUAA
Linum tenue is the source of this 2090-nucleotide messenger RNA. The record is from the annotation of a GenBank genome assembly. Lineage: Eukaryota; Viridiplantae; Streptophyta; Magnoliopsida; Malpighiales; Linaceae.